AUGGUCAGAACCAGUCUGCUUGAGGAGAGGAGGGCUGUAGAGGCUGUGCAAAGGGCCCAGGCAGUAAUAUAUUUUGAUCAGGCUGAAAGCGAGAGAUGCCGUCACGCCACAGAGCAUCCAGACUGGUCCACCAAAGAAAACUACGGCAAAAAGAGGAAGAGAACACGAAAUCGCACCUCGAGCACAGCAUCUGAACCUAAACAGGAAGAUCAACAGGCCAAGAGGCUUUGUGUGAUGCCAGCUCAGACACAGCCAUCUUCUUCCUAUUCAGUUGCGAAGGAGCCUCUUGAGCAGCCACAGAGACAGCCAGCUGUUACCAACCUUCCUGAUCAGCAGUCAGCGUGUGUGCAGCUGCAGAACACACAGACAACAGUUGAUGCACCU
Molecule: messenger RNA, 384 nt
Organism: Haplochromis burtoni (Burton's mouthbrooder)
Lineage: Eukaryota; Metazoa; Chordata; Actinopteri; Cichliformes; Cichlidae
Product: transcription factor 7-like 1
Exons: 4
Source: RefSeq, a predicted model, not a curated record